AUGCUGCGAAUGAAGAGCGUCUUCUGCAGGUACAGGAGUGGGUGGUGGUUCGCGGAGGCUCCCAGCAGUGCAGUUGGUGGGGGUAGCUGCGUGUGCGGGGUCAGCCGCAUGAGCACACUUAACGCAGCCCAUUCAGUUGGCCCAAACCACCUCGUCCGCCCCGUUGACGGGCUUAGUGGAGGCACCCGAGUGCGACGCAUGAGCAGCGACAAGGAACUCUCGACAGACGUGUACGACACAGUCGUCAUAGGGGGGGGCGUAACCGGAACGGCCCUCCUCUUUCUCCUCUCAAAAUUUACAAACCUGAAGAAGCUAGCCAUCAUAGAGAGGCGAAGUGAUUUCGCUCUCGUCGCUUCCCACGGAAAGAACAACAGUCAGACGAUACAUUGCGGAGAUAUAGAAACCAACUACUCUUUUGAGAAGGCCAAGUUUAUAAAGCGAUAUGCAGAUCUGUUACGAAAUUAUCUGUGUCAUUUGCCAGCCGAAAAAAGAGAAGACAUUUCAAGUGCAACUCAGAAAAUGGUCCUUGGGGUAGGUGAAAAAGAAUGCGAUUUUUUGGAGAAAAGAUAUCCCGUAUUUAAGACCCUAUUCAAAUCUAUGAGGCUGUAUAAUAAAAAUGAUAUCCAUAGUGUUGAGCCUCGAGUGGCUUUAAAAAAUGAAAAAACUCUUCGAGAGGAGACCAUAGCAGCUUUGUACAUGCCACCAGAAUUAACGACGUGUGAUUAUCAGAAACUUUCAAGCAGUUUCGUUGAAUCGGCUAGAAGUAUGAAUAGUGUGGGGUCGAAGAAGAUCUCCAUUAACCUAAACACCGAAGUUACAAAUAUAGAAGAAGCAAAUGAGUCAUUAUAUAUCAUACAUACGAAUAGAGGAAUCAUUAAGUCAAGGUUUGUCGUUGUCUGUGCCUGUGGACAUUCUCUCAUGAUUGCACAGAAAAUGAAUUACGGCUUGGAAUACAGUUGUCUUCCAGUGGCUGGAAGCUUCUACUUUUCUGGUAAUGUUCUUAAGGGGAAAGUAUAUACAAUACAGAAUCCAGCUCUCCCAUUUGCAGCCGUUCAUGGAGAUCCUGACAUCAUCGAGAAGGGCAAGACUCGCUUUGGACCCACUGCUCUCCCACUUCCUCUACUAGAGAGGGAUAAUAUGAACACACUAAUCGAUUUUUUAAAGGUAUGGAAUCCUGACUUGAGUCUUUUCCACGUCUACUUUAACCUUUUUAGAGAUAUGACCAUGCUGAAAUAUGUGUGUCGAAAUUUCCUCUUUGAAAUACCUAUCCUUAAUAAGUACUUAUUCUUGAAGGACGUGAGAAAAAUCAUUCCUUCUUUGACGACACGAGACCUAUCCUACUGUGUUGGCUACGGGGGGGUCAGACCACAGCUCAUAAAUAAGGUCAGCAAGAAGCUUAUCCUUGGAGAGGGAAAAAUAGACUCGGGGAAGAAUAUCAUUUUUAACAUCACGCCCUCCCCGGGGGCCACCACCUGCUUGGGAAACGGCGAGUUUGACAUGAACACCAUAUGUGACCGCCUCAACGCGACUGUGGACAAAGCCGCGGUGGGCAAGUUCCUCUAUCAGGGGGACUACCCCGUCGAUUAUUUGUAG
This is a messenger RNA of Plasmodium inui San Antonio 1, 1593 nucleotides long. RefSeq names its product malate dehydrogenase (quinone). The coding region runs from base 1 to 1593 and encodes 530 amino acids. The record is from RefSeq and is a predicted model, not a curated record. Gene Ontology annotation, molecular function: L-malate dehydrogenase (quinone) activity; (S)-2-hydroxyglutarate dehydrogenase activity; (S)-2-hydroxy-acid oxidase activity. Gene Ontology annotation, biological process: tricarboxylic acid cycle. Lineage: Eukaryota; Apicomplexa; Aconoidasida; Haemosporida; Plasmodiidae. Gene Ontology annotation, cellular component: cytoplasm. The transcript has a single exon.